AUGACCGCUCACAGUGCCAAGGAACUGAAUGCCCUUCUCACCACCGUCAGCGAAGCUCUGAAUGCCUUGGAAGCUUUGGGGUCUCCGACAGCUCACUGGGAUCAAGUCCUCGUUCACACGGUCUCUCAACGGCUCAGCUCAAAGCUUCGUGAAGCGUGGGAGGUUAAGGUCGGCUCAUCGUCGGAGUAUCCUUCUGUCAACUAUUUCAAGAAAUUCCUCACUGGGAGAGCUCGCGCUAUUGAAAGCAUUGAGAUUAACUCGACGUCUCGUGCUCCUGUAGCAAAGCCCAACACGGUCAGCUCAUCCAGACAAGCAACAACUGCGAAGGUUCACCACGGCACCGCUCAACCAAUGCAAAGGGCUAGGCCAGCUCAAAAGUCUGCUCCAACGGGAAAGGUUACUUAUCCGUGCUCCAUGUGUGAGGCAGAUCAUUACCUCACGUCCUGCUCAUCCUUUCGACAGGUCACCGUGCCAGCUCGUAGGGAGGUGGUAGAGAGGCGUUACCUCUGUUAUAACUGCUUGGGACGACAGUCGGUCAGGGACUGCAGGUCAAAGACUACCUGCCAGUACUGUGGGAAGCUCCACCACUCGAUGCUGCACAGUCAGCCAUCAAAGUCAGCCUGCCCGUCUAGCUCAACAGAGGCAACAGAUCAGCUCAGCUGCGCAGAAACCAGUUCCGGUGGUGACUUACCUCGUCAGCCAGCUCCUAGCCCAGCUCAAGAUUUCCGUCCUGGUGUCCUUCUGGCUACCCGCCUUGGGUUUUUGGUACGUCCAGACCGUCCAGCUCACCAGGUCCGUCUACUCAUUGAUCCCGGAUCGGAAAUCUCUAUCAUCUCUGAUCAACUCGUUCGUCAGCUUGGGGUCUUAAGACUUAAGACUCAGCUACGAAUCUCGGGAAUUGGAGAUGCGGCAUCUGGGCCGGCAUUAGGCAAGGUUCAGCUCACUAUACAGUCCACUCACUCUAACUUUCAACUCAGGGUUUCUGCCUAUGCUCUCGGCCAGCUCACCAACUCGUUACCAACAUUUUCUUCAAGUCAGCUCACAUGGAAUCAUCUGGAAGAACUCCAGCUCGCUGAUCCCGAUUUUCUCACACCAGCACCAGUUGACAUUCUUCUUGGCGCUGAUGUCUAUGGGCAGCUCAUCUUACCCAACGUCAUCACCAAUGGACCAAGCUCACCAUCGGCACAGCUCAGACGACUUGGAUGGAUCGUAUUCGGACCGACGGAAGGUCCUGAUACUACUCCAAUAGCAACUUCUCAUCUAACGGUCACCAACGAUGAUCUCAAUGAACUGCUCACCAAAUUCUGGAUCCAGGAAGAGGUCACUGGGGCUCCAGGGGUUCAGCUCAGCGAAGAGGAAGCUCAGUGUGAAGAUCACUUUCAACGGACCCACUCACGAGAUUCCUCUGGCCGCUACAUCGUUCGGAUACCGCUCAAAGCCUCAGCUUCCUUGCUGGGGGAUUCACGAUCGUCUGCACUCGCUUGCCUCUAUCGUCUGCUCGGGAAACUCUCACGUGAUGAGGUGUAUCGUCAGCUCUACACGGACUUUCGCAAGGAAUACGAAGAGCUCGGCCACAUGCGUCGAGUUUCUGGACAGCUCCCUAGAUCAGCUCAUCAGCGCCAGUUGCAAGCUGAAGAACUACUCAGGAUCGCUCACCAAGUGACGCAGCUCUGCCUGUCAGGAGGCUUUCCAUUAGCCAAAUGGCACUCGAAUAGCCCAGCUCUACUUACAUAUCUUCAACCUGACAGCACCUCUCAAGAUCAACGAUCCAUACAGGACUCAUUCACCAAGAUUCUCGGGGUUUCUUGGCAUCCAGGAACGGACAAGUUCAAGUUCUCCGUCACUCAGCCUGAGACCAGCUCAAUAACGAAGAGGAUCAUAUUAUCGGAGACGGCUCAACUCUUCGAUCCGCUCGGCUUCCUCGCACCAGUGGUCGUGCGAGCGAAGAUUCUGCUUCAGGCUCUAUGGAUCGAGAAACUGGGGUGGGACGAACCAGUCUCGCCGACGACUGCUCAACGAUGGCGCGCUCCACACUUUGGAGGGAAAUGGGAAGCGACGGUGAAGUCGGUGAAGUUCCAUCUCACCCGAACGAUCGGAGAGGAUCUGCUCACUUUUGAGGAACUCACCACUUUGCUCGCUCAAAUCGAAGCGGUGCUCAACUCACGACCCCUGGAACCGCUCACGGAUGAUCCUGAUGACUGCUCAGCCUUGACAUCGGGACUAUUUCUCAUCGGUCAGGCUCCCACGACUCUUCCGGAACCAUCUUUAGAGCAACUCAACGUCUCGAGACUCUCUAGAUGGCAGCUCAUUCAGCAGAAACUCCAAGGAUUCUGGAAGAGGUGGUCCACGGGAUAUCUCCAACGUCUUCAGGCGAUAUCCAAGUGGCACCAUCCGACUCAUCAACUACGGAUCGGCUCACUGGUUCUACUCACGGACGAGAGAUUUCCGCCAACGAAGUGGCCUCUCGCCCGAGUGACUGCUCUGACCCCAGGAUCGGAUGGACUCACCAGGGUAGUCAGCAUCAGGACUGCUCAGACGACGCUGACGAGGCCAAUCGCCAAGCUCGUCAUCUUGCCCAUCUCACCUUCCGAGGAAUAG
Messenger RNA from Fopius arisanus, 2598 nucleotides. RefSeq lists its product as uncharacterized. Bases 1 to 2598 code for a protein of 865 amino acids. Gene Ontology annotation, biological process: proteolysis. The transcript has 4 exons. Lineage: Eukaryota; Metazoa; Arthropoda; Insecta; Hymenoptera; Braconidae. The record is from RefSeq and is a predicted model, not a curated record. Gene Ontology annotation, molecular function: nucleic acid binding; aspartic-type endopeptidase activity.